This is a messenger RNA of Arachis ipaensis, 444 nucleotides long. RefSeq lists its product as uncharacterized. The record is from RefSeq and is a predicted model, not a curated record. Lineage: Eukaryota; Viridiplantae; Streptophyta; Magnoliopsida; Fabales; Fabaceae.
AUGGGCAACAGAACAUUGGAUAAAGCUCUCUGUGACUUAGGAGCUAGCAUCAACUUAAUGUCCCUCUCACUAAUGAAGAAGCUUGCAAUAGAGGAAGUCAAGCCUACCAGGAUGUCACCCCAAAUGGUUGAUAGAUCACUCAAAAUACCAAAUGGGGUUGUGGAAAAUUUAUUAGUGAAGAUUGGAGAGUUUAUUUUCCCUGCUGGCUUUGUUAUCCUAGACAUGGAAGAAGAGGGACACAAUUCAAUCAUAUUGGGAUGGCCUUUCUUAGCAACAGCAAGAGCCAUCAUUGAUGUGGAGAAAGGAGAGAUGACCUUCAGGGUGCAUGAUGAAAAGAUGACCAUCAAUGUCUUCAAAGCAAUACAAUAUCCUCUAGAGAAGGAAAAGAACAUGAGAGUGGAAAUGAUAGAAGAAGUGGAGGAUGAGCUAUUGGAAGAUGACUAA